This is a messenger RNA of Bombus terrestris (buff-tailed bumblebee), 3111 nucleotides long. RefSeq names its product myosin-9. The record is from RefSeq and is a predicted model, not a curated record. The transcript is spliced from 10 exons. Bases 802 to 3006 code for a protein of 734 amino acids. NCBI's taxonomy places the organism in Eukaryota, Metazoa, Arthropoda, Insecta, Hymenoptera, Apidae.
AGUCGGACAGUUGUGAACUAUAAAUCGCCAACGAUUGCCUGUAGCACGUUUCCGAGGAAAUUCGAAUUUUUCACAGCGGAGAUAUUCCAUUAAAAGCUAUCAUUGUCCAUUGUCAAACUUUCCUUAUUCGAACCACCACCGAUCCAUCGAACAAGUUCGCGAAUGUUAAAACGAAACGUUUGGAAGAAAACAUGGUACGUAAUAGAUGACGAAACUUUAAUUCGACGAAUUCGACAAAGGAAAAGUUGAAAAACAGAGAACCCCAAAUAUUUUACCAUAUUUUACCAUGCACACUCUAUCGUAAAGUGCGAUAAAUUCAUGACAAAAUAUCUAGAUCUCAUAUAUCGCUGGAAUCGUUUCUGAAAAGAGAUUCACUCGCACCACUUUUCCACGAAGAUCUUUAUAUACUUCCGAUGCCGAUUUCCACGAUACAUUUACAGCUACGAGUCACGAACUCUGAUAGAAUGCUCGCGCAAGCGGAGGAAAACACACGAUAAAUCUGAAGGGAAUUCACGCGCGAUUCUCUUCUCAACGAUCCGUCUCCGAUUCCACGGCGCCAUUAUAGUUGAUUCGAUGUGACUUCAUUCGCAUUCGCGAUUCCGACCUGUGCACCGGUUGCACCCGGUGCAUUCGUCGAACUGCAUCCACGAGCGUGUACUUGGCACCUGGCUCGCGGCCAAACUGUUACGUAAUGCAUUAAUUCACCGACUCGUAGGAUUUGCAUGCGUUAGUAGCCGCGGGGCGUCUACGGUCCACGUUCACCGGUUUAGUUUUCGAUAAUUGCAUCCAGUGUUCCGCUCGAUGACCGAGACAAAGUGGAUUACCGCUACAGCUAUCGGACUGCUCGAUGUUAGAAAUUUUGGAGAUUCCGCAAGUAAUACCACGGAAGAUGCUUCCAUCAGUAAUAAAUCGCUGAGUAAUUCCGCUCGACGUACGCCAGGAAAAUCAUCAGUCAGUCCAAUUUCGCACAAGAGGCCCACAUCCAGUCUGCCAGCUGGAUCGACGCUUAGACCCGAAAAUCAAUAUGCAGUGAAAAAGAAACGUUACUUGCUACUAAAGAAGGAGUUGACGGACAAACAGAAAACCGCGCAAGAUCUGUACAACGAAAUGUCUCAGCUCCGUGAGAAACUAAUCGCCAGUGGUGCCAAAGAUCCGGGCAAAGUAGAAACUCUGAAACUGGAGGUCGGAUCGAGCAAACAUUUUCCAGCAACUGAAACAAAUUACAACGAGGCAGCAAACGUUCACGCCGAGAAACUCUCUAUCGGCAAAGAAAUGCUCGAAUCCUUGGAGGAUCGAUUACGGGAGAUCCCAAAGAAGUUGCGGAACCUUUGCCAGGAGCUGUUGGACAAACAGUCGAUUUUCGUGGCUUUCGUGACGUCGCAACUGAUCAAAGCCAGCUCAGAAGGGAACGACUCGGAUCACACGAACUCGAAAGUGACCACGCAGCUCGAGAUUCACCAAAGAGAUUACGACGCUCUUAGGUCGCAUAUGAGCGAAAUACAGGAGAUCGAGGAGAAGUCGAUCGCCGAGUUAACGAGGAACGUGCAGCAUCUAAUCGACGAGUACGAGCAUUCCAGGGCGAAGAUAAAGGAGACGAACGCGGCGGAAGCGCAGAGAGAACUGCAAACGCAAUUAAAUGCUACGAUGGAGGAGCUGCAGACGGAAAAAGAGAAGAAUAACCAAAACAAAGAGCGUCUUCGACAGACCGAGUCGCAAUUGCAGAAAGCACGUACGAAGAUCAGGGAGAUGGAGACGCACAUGGCAAACGAUAAGGAAAAGAUUCAGCAAUUGCAGGGCAACGUGAAGACCAUAGAAGGUCAAAUGAAGCAGAAGGAUUUGGCGAUAGAGGGUAGGAUGAAAGACAUGCAGAAGACGAUGAGGAACAGCGAAGAUCUGGUCGCUAAGGUGGAGAAGCAGAGGGAUAGCUUCGAAGCACGGUUGGUGGAGCUUAAAGAGAAGAUGAAUAGCAAGGAAAACGAAGCGAUAAAUACGAUCAAGGAACUAUCCGAAAGGCUGAAAGCGGUUACUACUGAUCUUGGGAUCGAAAAGGAGAAGAGGCAACAAGUAAAAGACGCGUUCACAGAAUUAGAGGAGCGAUACAAGAAUCUCGAGGAGAAGAGCAAACAAUUAUGCGAGCUUGCGGAGAAGAAUAAAGAUUUCGCUAUUACAGAGGGUAGUCAUACAGAGAACGAAGUACGCCUGUUCAACGAGUUGCAGGCAACCAGAAACGAAUUGGAGGCGCAGAGGCAGAUGAUGUUGCAGCUGCAGCAGGAGAAAGAGGAAAUCAUUGCAGUGAUGCAUCAAGCGGCCUGUCGCGAGGAGGAGGAAGAUUCGAGGGAGAAAUUGGCUGCGGAAUUAGUGUUCAAAUCCAACGAAGUCCAGAAGCUGACGAUGCAGUAUUCGGAACUGAAAAAGGUUGCAAAAAACGCCCAAGAAAAAAAUGGAAUCUUAGAAAGGCAGUUGAUGGAGAUUCAAACGCGGCUGCAUUCUCAGUCCAUGGAGGGUGGAAAAGCUGGGUUAAGCGCUCAUGCGAUUGAGCUUCAACAACAGGUCUCCGAUCUUCGCAACAAUUUAGCAGAAGUAAUUCAGCAAAAGGAGGAGCUAGAAACUGUAUUGACUCAGAAGCAAUUGGAGUUGGAGCAGCGUGACCGUGUGAUGCGUGAGCAGAGCAAGUUUCUUAAAGUCAGAGACGAGUUGCUUGAUAUUUUGAAAGGGAAGGCACAGCAGGAGAAUGGAGAAUUAUCAACUAACGAUGAGAACAAUGAAUAUCUUGAGCAGAUUCACAAACAGGUAGCUGCAAAAACGGAGGCAAUCCAGGGGUUGUAUACGACUUUGGAAAACAAGCAGUUACAGAUUAUGCGUCUGGAGAAGAUGGUGAAGCUAAUGGAGGACCACCAAGAUCGAGCUCAAGCUCAACGUACGCGUUUAGAGAAUCGCAUUGCUCAACUAGAAUUGGCUUUGCAAAGGAAUAAGGAACAGCGGGGUAAGGGCUUCGGCAUCCUGUAAGGAACUUUCUAAUCAUCGUCAACGUAAAUGAUCUCCAUCUUUGGUCGAUCUCUUUGUCAAAGAGGUUAUUUUAUGUUAUUAAACAUUAAGUCUUUGGUAAGCGGC